Messenger RNA from Girardinichthys multiradiatus, 2193 nucleotides. It is a transcript of the gene cap1, whose product is annotated as CAP, adenylate cyclase-associated protein 1 (yeast). Gene Ontology annotation, cellular component: cytoplasm. The transcript has 13 exons. Gene Ontology annotation, biological process: cell morphogenesis; regulation of adenylate cyclase activity; cytoskeleton organization. The coding region runs from base 139 to 1563 and encodes 474 amino acids. Lineage: Eukaryota; Metazoa; Chordata; Actinopteri; Cyprinodontiformes; Goodeidae. The record is from RefSeq and is a predicted model, not a curated record. Gene Ontology annotation, molecular function: actin binding; adenylate cyclase binding.
GGAAACACGGCGCGGUGACAGCUGGGUAAAUUCACCCGACAUCCAGGAAGAAAACCAACCGAAGCUCAGUCUACUCUGCAGCCUGCACACCCUGAGAGAGAACACGGACCAAAUCAUUGCUCGACCCGGUUAGCAGGUAUGGCGGCAGAGUUGGCAAGUCUGGUGCAGCGGCUGGAGGUGGCGGUUGGCCGUCUGGAGGCCGUGUCGGGUCCAGGAAGCAGCACCGGAGGUUCUGCUGGGGGAGCCGUGGCGGCGUUCGUCGGGGCUUAUGAUGAGAUCAUUAAUGGUCCCAUGGCUCAGUACGUCAACCUCAGCCAGAAGAUUGGAGGAGACGUCCAGAAACACGCAGAGAUGAUGAAGAAAGCCUUCUCCAGCCAGAGACAGCUUCUCAUCACAGCUUCAUCCUCCCAGAAGCCCUCAGACUCGGUUCUGGCGACUCUCCUGCAGCCCGUGUCCAAAGCUAUCCAGCAGGUUCAGGCGUUCCGGGAGCAGAACCGGACCUCUCCGCUCUUCAACCACCUCUCUGCCAUCAGCGAGAGCGUUCCCGCCCUGGGAUGGGUUGCCAUGGCUCCAAAGCCGGCUCCCUUCGUCAAGGAGAUGCAGGAUGCUGCCAUGUUCUACACGAACAGAGUCCUCAAGGACUACAAGGAGAAGGAUCAGACACAUGUGGACUGGGUGAAGGCCUACGUCUCCAUCUGGACUGAGCUGCAGAACUACAUCAAACAACACCACACCACCGGACUGACCUGGAGUAAAACCGGUCCCGUUGCUUCAGCCUCUGCUGCUCCACCUAGCGCUCCUGCUGGUGGAUGUCCUCCACCUCCCCCUGGACCUCCUCCUCCACCCGAGGAGCUGAGUGGAACUGCUGCAGUUGGUGGCGACGGUGGAGCCAACAGCCGGAACGCCCUGUUUGCUGCCCUCAACCAGGGUUCAGGCAUCACCAAAGGCCUGAAGCACGUCAGCGACAGCGAUAAGACCCACAAAAACCCGGCUCUGAGGGGUCAGGGGGCUCCUGUUCGUACCGGACCCAAACCGUUUACUUCCUCCUCCCCCCGACCCGCUGUUUCUACCACCCCGAGCCGCAAGCUGCCUCCUGUGCUGGAGCUUGAGGGGAAGAAAUGGAAAGUGGAGAACCAGGAGGGAGCUCAGGGUCUGGUGAUCAGCAACACGGAGCUGAAGCAGGUGGUUUACGCCUUCAAAUGUAACCAGAGCACCCUGCAAGUCAAAGGCAAAAUCAACUCCAUCACCAUCGACAGCUGUAAGAAGAUGGGUCUGGUGUUUGAUGAUGUCGUGGGCAUCGUGGAGGUCAUCAACUGCAAGGACGUGAAAGUUCAGGUCAUGGGGAAGAUCCCGACCAUCUCCAUCAACAAGACGGAUGGCUGCCAUGUUUACCUGAGCAAAGACUCCCUGAGCUGCGAGAUCGUCAGCGCCAAGAGCUCCGAGAUGAACAUCCUGGUGCCCAACAAGGACGGAGAGUUUACGGAGCUUCCUGUUCCCGAACAGUUCAAGACCAUCUGGGAUGGCCAGAAGCUCGUUACCACAGCAACUGAGAUCGCCGGAUAGACGAGGCUCCUCCUCCUCACCACCCCACCUUGACUGAUCAACCCCGCCCACCAGCUAAUGUCACACUGUAGACUGAGAUUCAGACCUCAUGAGUUAACCCCGCCCCAUGCCUCAUCAGCCAAUCACAGCUGCAGCUGACCCUUCAUUAGCCAAUGAGAGGGCUGCUCACGCUCUAUAGCAGAUCCUCUAGCCAAUCAGCAGUGAACAGCUAAACUGAGAGCAUAGAUUAGAUUCUCAGCAGCCAAUCAGUCUCCUCUGUCAGGAUGUUUCCUUGUUUUCCGCUUCUUUUCCUCCACUCCAGGCUUCAGUUUUACUAUUAUGCAAUUUACUGUUAGGAAAACAAACCAAAAGCAUCAUAUCACAUCUGCUGCUGAGGUUCUAACAAUCCAAAUCAACUGGGAACAAUUAGAAUUCCAGGUUUUCACUUCAUUGCACACAGGACAUUCCCAAGUGUUAGAAACAUUCCAUGUCAGAAAGUCAGAGACGGAAAGCUGCACCUUGAUUCACCUGGAAGUCUGUAAUCAAAUCUGUAAAAAUGUGCUCUACAUUUUUGUUUCUUCACUUUAUUUUUGGGUCCAAACUGAAAUGUUCUCAUCAGUGCUGAGUCAUUAAAACGUUGCAAUAAAACUA